AGUCUCUGUUUUUCACUUGUUCCUGUGAAAUUCCUGAAGUUUGGAUCUUUUGUUCUGAAGUCUGAAGACGAAGUUAGAGGAGGACAAAGACGGAGAGAGGAGAGCGGCCUUUAACCCGAGCUAUCUGGACUGACCCGGGUCAGGUCUGCACGGGUCUACACGGAUCCACACGGGGUCCACAGUUCGGAGUUUUGAGCUCCUUUAGGCGGGUUGAGAGGGAAGAGUUUGGGGAGAAAUCGUGAUGGACGGGGGAGGAGGAGGAGGAGGAGCUGACAGGAGAAACAGAUAUGUGGCAAAACUUUGAGUUUGUUCUCUCUGAAAACGAGCUGAAAUCCAAACACCUGAGAGACAGAGACGGCGUAAAGAUGGAGGGAGAGAAGGAGGGAGAGAAAGAGCGUCAGAGGGAGGAGAAGGAGAGCAACGAGGCGGAGGACGACAGGAUCUCUGAUGAGGAGGAGAACGAGGAGGAGGAGGAGGAAGGUUCGGAGGGAGCAGCCAUGGUGUGGCAGGAAGGAUACGGCGAGGACAACCUGGGCCUUCCCAUCAUGCACUGGGAGGCUCUGAGCCUGAGGAUCGCCGAGCUGGAGAAGGAGGAGGAGGAGAAGAAGGCGAAGGGAGUGUGUUUAGAUCGAGGCAGAGCUCCUCUCAGCUGGAUGGAGGAGAGAGGGAGGAGGAGAGAGGAUAGUUGGGAAGAUCGAGACGACGCCUGCAACAGCCAUGUGCUGGCUCUAACGUCACGGCUGCAGACGCAGAUGAACCUCCAGCUCUGCUUCAUCAACGACAGUGAGAGUGAGGAGGAGGACGAGGGAAAGGAGGAGAGCAGGAGGGGGGCGGUUCAGGUCCAGAAGAGUCCUCAGCCUGCAGCCAAGCCAGACAAACCUAAGUCCAGAGGCUUCAGGAACACGCUGAGGAACCUGAGGGACCGCCUGAGGACCGACCACAGAUCUGUGUCUGCAGCUCGCAGUGAUGCCGCCGUCAAGAGGAGACAUCUGGAUCUAAGCGAUUUACAAAAGUUCAGCAUGAAGGAGCUGAACGCUCUCAACAAGUCGCUCAGCAAGAACAUCCAAGACCUGAGCUCCGAGCUGGUCGGUCUCCUGCAGGUCCGGGACCAGCUGAGGACUGAGCAGGACGCCAUGCUGUUGGAGGUCCAGGACCUGACCUCGCUCUGAGGACGAGGAAUUGAUCUCGCUCUGAGGACGAGGAAUUGAUCUCGCUCUGAGGACGAGGAAUUGACCUCGUUCUGAGGACGAGGACCUGACCUCACUCUGAGGACGAGGAAUUGACCUCGCUCUGAGGACGAGGAGUUGACACCGUUGUGAGGAUGAGGGAGGAUGACCUGACCUCGCUUUGAGGACGGGAACCUGUCCUCGUUCUGAGGACGAGGGAGGAUGACCUGUCCUCGCUCUGAGGACGAGGACCCGACCUUGCUCUGAGAACGAGGACCCGACCUCGCUCUGAGGACGAGGACCCGACCUUGCUCUGAGGACGAGGACCCAACCUCGCUCUGAGGACGAGCACCCGACCUCGCUCUGAGAACGAGGACCCGACCCUGUUCGGAGGACGGGGACUCGACCUUGCUCUGAGAACAGGGACUCGACCUCGCUCUGAGGACGAGGAGGGUUUAUAUAUUCCACAAACAUAUUAAACAGUCUGAGGACUUUGUGGAGAAUCAGACAGAGUCAAACAUCCUGAAGCGAUCAGGCUGAGCAGUCAAUCACAGGAGAGUUUGAGUAGAUGCCUGCAGAGUUCUUUUUCAUGUUUUCGUGUUUUUAAAGGGAAUCUUUGUGUCUCUUAAGUACUGUUUACACCAGAGAUGAUCCUGAACGGGGGUCCUAAACAGGGACAAUUUGGGGUUUCUGUCAUGUUUAGACUCAGAUCUCAUCUCCUCUGCACCAGGACUGCAGGUAAAGGAGGGCACCAUGUCCUCACAUAUGUUUCACUCAGUAAAUGAGGAGUGGUCAGCAUCAUCAUGGUGAAGAGGAGGAGGAUCACACAGAUGGAUGCAGGAUGUGAUGAAAAAUAACAGAGCAGCAAAGAAGCCAGCACUUCAACAUAACAUGUUUCCUUAAUGUCUGAUCAUAUAGUAAAGUCACUUUAUCAUCUCACUGAUUGUUGAAUGUUGUCAGGAGAUUAAACACAGAUGAGUAUAUGACUUCUCUGUGGCGUCUCUAACACGUUUUCAAAAAGCUGCUCCUCUCCGGGUCAAAGAUGCACAAAGGGAACGUCUGUCGUGUGUGGUCACAGUUUGGGUGAGGACAGCUGACGCACAGGGCUUUGUUACCUGCCUGUCCAACAGGAAGCAGACCAACUCCACGUCCACGGGUAAAAGCCAAGAAAAGGUUCACCCUGGUUUUAGAACGAGCUUUAUCCACUUGGUGUUUCUCCUCACUGUGAUUAUAUUUUCUCUUCUUUGCUGCUACGUCCACGUCCGUCAUAUUCAACGAAUGGCGUCCAAUCACUGAUUUGUAUGAACUCCUAAACUCACCUGCUGCUCUGUCAUUGGCUGGAGGAAACACAGCAGCUCCGCCCAGAAACGUUCUGAGUCAACCAGAACAAACCAGAACAGUAAAAUCCAGUCAGAGGACAGGGUCUCUGCAGACACAGUCACCAUCACACAUGUAUGGAGGCCCAGAAGAGACGAUGGAGCAGCUUUACUUUAAAGUUUAAAUCAUCGUUAAUUCUGUUUUUAGGGGGCCAAAGAGUCGGAUGUUUACAGAGUCUGAGUUUGAUUUAAAGGUUCUGCGGUCGCUCCUUUAGUCCAACCAGUCUCACUUUAAGUUCCCGCACUGAUCCCAGAUUGAACUGAAACAUUGAGAGUCUCUGUGUGAUUGACCAAUCAGAAACGUUCAUCUUCUGACAUCACCUGAAGUGACCUCACUGAGACUGAUGAUGAAUAGAGAAACUCACCGGACGAUAACGCAGCUUGUCUUUAACUCUUCUGUUUGCUCUUUGAAUCUUUGUGAGAAGCUGCUGAAUCUGCCGACUGAUCGAUCGGGUCGAAACGUUCAUCUGACUUUAGAAAGUCUGAACCAUCUUGUCUGAGUAAACAAGCACGCUGAUUAAUCUCACCAAAUCGCUUUGUAAAUGUUGUCGAUGUAGUUGUCAUGUUUUUGUUGUCAUUUUCGACAUCGAUGUUGUUGUCAUGUCGUCAUCGUCGUGGGAUAUGUAAGGGAUUUUUUAACCAUGUUAGUUUUUUUUUUAGUCUCGGCACACAUUAAAAUGUUGGUGUAUAAAACAGGAUUGAUUAUUGUUGAUGUUUCUCUCCUCUUCUUCACUGACGAACUUCAUUAAUAAAAUGACAUGAAGAUGA
This is a messenger RNA of Labrus mixtus (cuckoo wrasse), 3310 nucleotides long. Its product is annotated as schwannomin-interacting protein 1. Gene Ontology annotation, cellular component: cell junction; plasma membrane. The coding region runs from base 288 to 1169 and encodes 293 amino acids. Gene Ontology annotation, biological process: positive regulation of hippo signaling. The record is from RefSeq and is a predicted model, not a curated record. Lineage: Eukaryota; Metazoa; Chordata; Actinopteri; Labriformes; Labridae. The transcript has 8 exons.